Molecule: messenger RNA, 1069 nt
Organism: Stegastes partitus (bicolor damselfish)
Lineage: Eukaryota; Metazoa; Chordata; Actinopteri; Pomacentridae
Product: CCR4-NOT transcription complex subunit 7-like
Exons: 6
Coding region: 212-1003 (263 amino acids)
Cellular component (GO): CCR4-NOT complex
Molecular function (GO): poly(A)-specific ribonuclease activity; nucleic acid binding
Source: RefSeq, a predicted model, not a curated record
UGUGUGUGUGUGUGCUGCUACUUUCUCGUCUUUUUCCUCUUUUUUCAUACUCUUUUAUUUAUCUGCGGAGCUCGGUGUCCACCUGGCAGGUGUGCUGGAGGUGUAGACAGCCUCCACGUUGCUCCUCCUGCUCGUGUCAACCGGUGCUCCGGCUGUGAGCUGCCCGCUGCUCCAGGUAACCUAGCUAGCCUCAGUGCUGCUGGGGGAGCUAAUGUUAAAGAGCAGCCGGCUGCUGCACGUCUUCAGGAGUGGCACUAUGCCCGCAGCUACUGUGGAUCACAGCCAAAGAAUAUGUGAGGUUUGGGCCAACAACCUGGAGGAAGAGCUGAAGAGGAUCCGACAUGUCAUUCGAAAAUACAACUACAUUGCUAUGGACACAGAGUUUCCAGGUGUUGUAGCCAGACCGAUCGGAGAGUUCAGAAGCAACGCUGACUAUCAGUACCAGUUACUGCGCUGCAAUGUGGAUUUGCUCAAGAUUAUACAGCUGGGCCUCACAUUUAUGAACGAACAAGGGGAAUAUCCUCCUGGAACAUCAACAUGGCAGUUCAAUUUUAAGUUUAACCUCACAGAAGAUAUGUAUGCACAAGACUCCAUUGAGCUCCUGACCACUUCAGGCAUCCAGUUCAAGAAGCACGAGGACGAAGGCAUCGAGACACUUUACUUUGCAGAGCUGCUGAUGACUUCAGGAGUGGUGCUCUGCGACGGCGUCAAGUGGCUGUCUUUUCACAGCGGCUAUGACUUUGGAUACCUGAUCAAGAUUCUAUCCAACGCUAACCUGCCUGAGGAGGAGGUGGACUUCUUUGAGAUUCUACGCUUGUACUUCCCCGUCAUUUACGAUGUCAAGUACCUCAUGAAGAGCUGUAAAAACCUGAAGGGCGGGCUGCAGGAAGUGGCUGAGCAGCUGGAGCUGGAGAGGAUUGGACCACAGCAUCAGGCCGGCUCAGACUCUUUACUCACAGGCAUGGCUUUCUUCAAGAUGAGAGAGGUAGGCGCCUCGAAUUAGAGAGAGGACUUAUGGAGGGUGAGUCUGAAUAAGAACACUGGUCACUUCUGAGCCCUGAUGGCAAUC